CCCGGGAGGCCGGGAAGGCUGUCGCUGCCUCGGCCGUCGCAUCCCCGAGGGAGUCGUGUCGGCGUGUCCCCCGCCCCCCAGCUUGCCGAUUGCCCCAGAGGCUCUCGUGUGCGCUCCCGACCUCGCCAGCUGCUUGCCGCUUGCUCGCGGAUCGUGCCUUCUGCAUCAUGUGCGGUAUAUUUGCUUACUUAAACUACCAUGUUCCUCGCACAAGACGAGAAAUCUUGGAGACCCUAAUCAAAGGCCUUCAGAGACUGGAGUACAGAGGAUAUGAUUCUGCUGGGGUGGGAGUUGAUGGAGGCAAUGACAAGGAUUGGGAAGCCAAUGCCUGCAAGAUCCAGCUCAUUAAGAAGAAAGGGAAAGUUAAGGCACUGGAUGAAGAAGUUCACAAGCAACAGGAUAUGGAUUUGGAUAUAGAAUUUGAUGUACACCUCGGAAUAGCUCAUACCCGUUGGGCGACACAUGGAGAACCCAAUCCUGUCAACAGCCAUCCCCAGCGCUCUGAUAAAAAUAAUGAAUUUAUUGUUAUUCACAAUGGAAUUAUCACCAACUACAAAGACUUGAAAAAGUUUUUGGAAAGCAAAGGCUAUGACUUUGAAUCUGAAACAGACACAGAGACAAUUGCCAAGCUUGUUAAGUACAUGUAUGACAAUCGGGAAAGUCAAGAUAUCAGUUUUACUACCUUGGUGGAGAGAGUUAUCCAACAAUUGGAAGGUGCUUUUGCACUGGUAUUUAAAAGUGUUCAUUUUCCUGGCCAAGCAGUUGGCACAAGACGAGGUAGCCCUCUUUUGAUUGGUGUACGAAGUGAACAUAAACUCUCUACUGAUCACAUUCCAAUUCUCUACAGAACAGGCAAGGACAAGAAAGGAAGCUGUAAUCUCUCUCGUGUGGACAGCACAACUUGCCUUUUCCCUGUUGAAGAAAAAGCAGUGGAAUAUUACUUUGCAUCUGAUGCAAGUGCUGUCAUAGAACAUACCAAUCGCGUCAUCUUUCUUGAAGAUGAUGAUGUUGCAGCGGUGGUGGAUGGCCGUCUUUCUAUCCAUCGAAUUAAACGAACUGCAGGAGAUCACCCUGGACGAGCUGUGCAAACCCUCCAGAUGGAACUUCAGCAGAUCAUGAAGGGCAACUUCAGUUCAUUUAUGCAGAAGGAAAUUUUUGAGCAGCCAGAGUCUGUUGUAAACACCAUGAGAGGAAGAGUCAACUUUGAUGACUAUACAGUGAAUUUGGGCGGUUUGAAGGAUCACAUUAAGGAGAUCCAGAGGUGUCGGCGUUUGAUUCUUAUUGCUUGUGGGACAAGUUAUCAUGCUGGUGUAGCAACACGUCAAGUUCUUGAAGAGCUGACCGAGUUGCCUGUUAUGGUGGAACUUGCCAGUGAUUUCCUGGAUAGAAACACACCAGUUUUUCGAGAUGAUGUUUGCUUUUUCAUUAGUCAGUCAGGUGAGACCGCAGACACUCUGAUGGGUCUUCGGUACUGUAAGGAGAGAGGAGCUUUAACUGUGGGCAUCACAAACACGGUGGGCAGCUCCAUAUCAAGGGAGACAGACUGUGGGGUUCACAUCAAUGCUGGGCCCGAGAUUGGCGUGGCCAGCACAAAGGCUUACACCAGCCAGUUUGUGUCCCUUGUGAUGUUUGCCCUCAUGAUGUGUGAUGACAGGAUCUCCAUGCAAGAGAGACGCAAAGAGAUCAUGCUUGGAUUGAAGCGGCUGCCUGAUUUGAUCAAGGAAGUAUUGAGCAUGGAUGAUGAAAUUCAGAAACUGGCAACAGAACUCUAUCAUCAGAAGUCAGUCUUGAUAAUGGGACGUGGCUAUCAUUAUGCUACUUGCCUUGAAGGGGCACUAAAAAUCAAAGAAAUCACUUACAUGCACUCUGAAGGCAUCCUCGCCGGUGAACUGAAACACGGCCCUCUGGCUUUGGUGGACAAGUUGAUGCCUGUCAUCAUGAUAAUCAUGAGAGAUCACACUUACGCCAAGUGUCAGAAUGCUCUUCAGCAGGUGGUUGCCAGACAGGGACGCCCAGUGGUGAUCUGCGAUAAGGAAGAUACCGAGACCAUUAAGAACACAAAUAGAACAAUCAAAGUGCCCCACUCUGUGGACUGCUUGCAGGGCAUUCUCAGUGUGAUCCCCUUACAGUUGCUGGCUUUCCACCUUGCUGUGCUGAGAGGCUAUGAUGUUGAUUUCCCCCGGAAUCUUGCCAAAUCUGUAACUGUAGAAUAAGGAGCACCUGCAACUCUGGACGAUUGAGCAACACAAGACACCUUUUGUAUUUAACGCCUUGAUUUAAAAUAGCACCCCUUGAAGUCUUUUUUAGUAAAUCCUUAUUUAUAUAUCGGUUAUAAUUACUCCACUCAAUUUGUGAUUUUUGUGAAAUUACCUCAUAUUUUUCCAGUAAUUUGUGGGGGGAGUUUAAACAAUGGAAUUUAUAUUGGAAUCGUUACCACAAAGAGAUUGAGCUCUCAUUUUCUUUAAAGGAUGCUAGGUGUUGGAUUUCUGGGCCCUCCACUUCAACCUGGGAGGGUUGUGUUUUUUUAGAAUAAUUGACCUUUGUUUUACCGAGCUUCUAUUCAUUCAGCUCAAAGAAAGUGUAGUACAUUUAAUUGAGAUAUCUAAAGCCAGCAGCAAUGUAUGCUAAUGCUUGGACAUUUAAUUAAGGUCUUGCUAAGUUUACGUGUAAAGAGAAGAUGCUGUGAUUUGUUCUGAAAUUUGUUUGUGUUUUGUUUUUAAAUCAAACCGUAGAACUUAAAACGUGAAAGCUUUUCUUGGUGGGAUUACUCUGUAAGUUAGAUUAAACCGAGUCUCUCAGACCUGUUGCUUGUUAGGUGGAAGUUGAGUUCACGUAGGAAGCUAGAGUAUGGUUAGUGCAUUGGUUUUCUCCAGUUCUUAACAGCAAGUUAUUUGCACAGUCUCAGAGCACAAACUUUAAAUUUGAGCUGCUUUGGACAACUGACAACAUGGUUUUCAGUGUGAAGAUGGGGGACAUAGAGGUCGAGUGUCCUGCUCCUAGUUUUUCCAUCUUCUGAAACUGUUUUUUAUUUUCUUGUAUCUGUAGUGUUUUGUUUUGUUUUGUUUAAUGACUGCUGAAUGACUUAGUUUAUCUUAUUCUGUGAAAUCACCACACAAACUUGCUAUCAAAUGUCUGAGAUUAAAUCAGUACUGAUA
This is a messenger RNA of Hyaena hyaena (striped hyena), 3155 nucleotides long. It is a transcript of the gene GFPT1, whose product is annotated as glutamine--fructose-6-phosphate transaminase 1. The transcript has 19 exons. Gene Ontology annotation, molecular function: L-glutamine:D-fructose-6-phosphate transaminase (isomerizing) activity; carbohydrate derivative binding. The record is from RefSeq and is a predicted model, not a curated record. The coding region runs from base 168 to 2213 and encodes 681 amino acids. Gene Ontology annotation, biological process: fructose 6-phosphate metabolic process; protein N-linked glycosylation; UDP-N-acetylglucosamine metabolic process. Lineage: Eukaryota; Metazoa; Chordata; Mammalia; Carnivora; Hyaenidae.